AUGGAUCAAAUGGAAAAACAAACGAGUCCCUUUCUUGUUCGCCACAUUUGCGCUGAUUAUAAAAACAUUUUCAAAUCAAGUCCAUCGACAAUAGGGUCAUGUAUAAAACGUUGCAAAGCACCACAUUCAAACCAUUAUUUCAGAGCUCCAAUAUUGGACGGCCCAGUCAAAUCGAAACCCAUUUCCGCGAUUAAUAUGCUCUCAGCUUCAUCCGGUUCUGAUAGCUCGGACUUUUGA
Molecule: messenger RNA, 237 nt
Organism: Trichomonas vaginalis G3
Lineage: Eukaryota; Parabasalia; Trichomonadida; Trichomonadidae
Exons: 1
Coding region: 1-237 (78 amino acids)
Source: RefSeq, a predicted model, not a curated record